Messenger RNA from Schistosoma mattheei, 5931 nucleotides. NCBI's taxonomy places the organism in Eukaryota, Metazoa, Platyhelminthes, Trematoda, Strigeidida, Schistosomatidae. The record is from the annotation of a GenBank genome assembly.
AUGCAUGACAUCUCUAAGUGUUCAGACAACCUGAACUUUCUGGAUUUGCUUGCAACCGUUCGUGCCGAUCAAAUUCACUCAGGAUCAAACAAUACGCGCACAGGACCGUAUUUGAUACGAUACUCCACAUUCCUCAACCACUUACAAAGAAUUGCUAUACAUUGUGGCCUUCAAUUGUCUUCAGGUCCAUGCUCCGGUGGUGGAACGUCUGCUGGAGCAUUAGUGUGGAGAUUAACAUCUGAGUGCUUUGCAGUAGUAGUUGCUGCAACUAAUAACUCUAUCACAACUUCUGAUUCGACUUAUAAUAACUCACCAGAACUGACGGAUCUUAUCUCGAUUGCCGCAGUUUAUUUCGAGUUUAAUCAUGAUAAAGCUGUGCCUUGUCCGGAGCUGGCCACUGAUCUCAGUAUGGGCAAAUAUAGUUCAUUACUACAGCAUGUAGAUAAUCUCCUGACGAUAUAUGCAGUUCCGGGUGAUAAGAUUGAUCGUGCUCGAACCUACUUAUGUUUACAGGCUCUUGAGAAAGAUUUGAGUAUGCUGACUCAGGCAAUGAGAACUGACUUGGAAAAUAAUAUCGAUGCCAUAAGUACAUUUAGGCGAGCACCAAAUCAGAAACAUGAUGUAUUUAGUAUGCGUGACCUAGUAAAUCGUUCACUCGUUGGACACUUUGUUGGACGUACAGGAGGCCGGCUAGCUAGACUUACUUACCUAGUCACAUCUGCACAGGCUAUGAUCAGUAAUGCAACUAGAGUAAUAAAGAAUAAUUUACAAAUGAAUUCAAAAAGUACAUAUUCAUCUAGUAUUGGGUGCGGAUCUCGUGAUGGUCUUAUUGGAGGCUAUAUGGCACGCAUCGGACUUUGUCCUAGAUUGUCGUAUGUGGAGGAUACUUCCGCAGUUGCCCAGUCGACAGUUCAACGACUUCCAUUUAUGCCUUUAGUGACACUACAGAAAGAUGCUUAUGGUAUAAGUGUCCCUCAUUUUGCUCAACCAGAUGAAAUCAAGUGUAUAUCAAUUGAAGCUGAAUUCGUACUACAUCUAGAUCCUCCUUUACCAAUCUCAACAGAUGCAAUUCAACAACUUGAGCGUACUACAGGUUUAAGUAAUACAGAAAUCAUAGAUCAGAAAGAAGAAGAUAUAGUUUUAUUGAUUUUACGGAAAUAUAAACAAGAACAUUUGUAUGGAAUAAACACACAUUUACAAAACCCAAAUAUUACACAACAUAGUUAUCAAAUUAAGAGUGAUGUCAAAGCCUAUCUUGUCAGCUCAGUUCCAUUUACAUGUUCAGAUCAAAUUGGUGAAAUUAUUUCUAUUCUUCGUAAACAAGCAUCAGCUUUAGCGUUUUAUGAAACAUUUAUUGUUCAUCCUGAUAAACCAGUGGAAAAAGAUGACGCCUUAACGUUCUCGUUUAAUAUUAAAAUCAUGGGUGGUCAGAUGAUUUCACUAGAGUUUGAUGAUCCUAAUCGUCUGGGAGCGAAGAUUCAUGCUUCUUUACAUGUGCGUCCGUUCGAUGUCCAGUGUCUGGAAUUAAAUUACUUUUCAAAUACACAUGAUCGCUUGAAUAGUAACUGUCCAAGUAAUGACAAAGAAGUAGAUGUCAUGCAACUGAAUAAGCUAGACAUAGAGUCUGGAGGUAAUCUCAAAGCUAACUUCAGCAAAAUUCUCACAAAAACACAUACAUUACCAAUUGGUUUUGUCUGGUUACUAACUCAACUCCAAUGUCCUGUUCAUAAACAGUUGGUAAGCCUGAAGUUGCCUGUAACCAAUUCAUAUAAUAGUACUGAGAAUAAGGAAAGCUAUUCAUCAGUCAGUCAAAAUCAAUUAACUUCUUUAAGGACAAUGCUUAAUCGUGUUAAAUCAUCUAUUAUAAUCCGUGGGGCUAACGGUACUGGUGGUGUACUUUGUGGUGGAGAUCGAAAAGUUUCAUUGGAUUUUGAAUCUUCCUCAUCAUUCGCUGCAGCACAAGUAUUUGCUUUAAAUACACCAAACUAUUUGAACAAUGCUAAAAAGAUACCUCCUUUACCUCCAGGUGUCAUGGCAACACCUCCUCCUGCGUUUACUCAUUUGGAUACAAGCUCAAGUGACCUUGGUAUUAUAUCAUCGUUGCGACCUGUGAACUCUCAAGGCAAAUUACGUGAUAUGCAUCCCAAUUCCAGUUUACCAGCUGUCUCAACUAAUCCAUCCCGUGGGUUAAGGCUGGAUGACUUAUUAGUUGAUAGUACAUUUCAAACACAACAACAGUUACAGCAGCGUAAUCCACCUCCCAUUUCUUUUUCCCACUCGUUACCAAGCUAUGUAUCGCCUAUUCCUGGGACACAUACUACCUCUUUGGCGGAUGUGAAGGAAGCCUAUUCUGAUAUGAUUAAUCCCAACAUUUCUACAUCAAAUUAUCUUUCAUUACCUACUAUUCAUUCCUCACAUAAGUAUGGGUCGUCUGUUUUAUCUGGGUCAAAUAGUAUCCCUUCAAAUUUGUACAAUAUACCUUCUAUGUCUGUUAGUGCUUCCAAUUCAGAGGCUACAAGUUCAUCUGCUGUAGUCAAAUCCAAAAGUUUUACUGCCUCACCGGUUAGUGAUAACUCCAGAGCUCCAUCAGCAAGCGGAUCUAUGCUUGUUAAUCUUUUAAACGAAGAUUCACUUUCUACUUCCAUUCCUUUGGUGUCUCCAUCCAGUAUGACAGAUCGUCACCACUACAAUCCCAGUCAUUCGUUAACAAAUCUUCAAAAUAGUCCCCUUACUUCAGCUGCGAGCAGUAUAAACGUUUCUAAUAGUCGACUUCCUGGCAUGAUGUUAUCCAAUAACUCUCAACUCCCUAGUUCAGAUGCACAGUUACCCCAAGGGUGUGGGAAACCUUUAAGUUCAUCUGCACCAAACCUUACUCCGAAUAGUUCCCAGUACCCUUCCGUUCGUAACUCCAGUUUAAUCACUCCUAAUACUGGUCGUACCAAACAUACAAGCUUAAAGAACAGUCAAGCUAGUUUAACUGUUAACCCCACAAGUAAUCCUAAAAAACCUCGUAAAAGGCGUCGAGGAACGGUGGAAGGUAGUUUCCGAUGCAUUAGUAGUCAAAAAGGCAAUACACCUGUUCCUGGUGUAUAUUCUAACUAUCCUACUACAAAGCACCAGCGUGUCGACACCGUUUUACCGACUACCAGUAUCUCAUUGUCAGGAACCUACCAGCGCCCUACUUUUAAUCAAACAAAUUCAAAUUUCUCUUCAUGUUCACUGCCAUAUGUCCAACAGAGUACGGUAGCAUCUACAGUGCAAAGUAUCAAUAUGCAAAUUCCUAACCCUAGUAAAUCGGUCUAUGACUUCGACGAUAACCCCAGUUCAAUGUUCGAUGUCCCGGUCGGUAAUAUAUCGUCCUCCAAUUCCUUAUCGUUUUCAAGCGGUUCUUCAUUAACAAGUCCUAAAUCUGGCGUGUCUGUAAACCCAUUACAGUCUGGUAGCCUGGCAGUUAGUAAUGCCAAUCCAAUUUCGAAUUUUCCUGUGACAACAAUGAUGUCAUCAAAUUCAAAUUUAGAACGAACUAUCGAACGUAAAACUAGUCUGAAGAUGACGAUAAAAACAAUACCAUCUCAACCGAUUACUUCAACUCCCAAAGCAAGAGUAAACUUUAGCCAGAAUGAAGUUGAUAAAUACAACAAACUCCAGUCUGUCCAAUCAAAUUCGACCCCUAUUAAUACAUCGGACUCUGGAGGUACAGUUCAUCCAGCUCAACCUUUGCCAUCCGUUAAAAAACGUAAAAAACGUUCCGUAGAGGGCAAACCAUCAGCAUAUAUGUUACAAAUGCUUCAGCUUGCCAACUGCUCAAUAAGUGGUUCUGAUGCCUCAGUUACCACUACUAGUGUUACUACUGCGGCUUCUGGAGUUCCUAGUCAGUCAGCAAUUACUCCUCUUGUACUUAACAACUCUGGUUUAAAAACAAAUCAAAAUAAUACUCACAACCAGGCACAAGAAACAGCUGACAAUGCAAAUAUACCGAAGCUAAUAAAAAUAAACCGUGUUUCCCGACCAGCAACUUCUGAUGUACCCAAAGAUAAUCAAACGGGAUCAGGUACGACUCCUAAUUUGUAUAGUAACUGUAUUUCAAUGUCCCCCAACUCAUCAUCAAAAAAGAAGGUUUCUGCACUUAAUUCUACUCCGCUUGGGACUGGUGCUGGAACUAGUUCCGGGAGUGAUGAUAUGAUGGUUGUCAAGAGGUUGUUUUCUUCAUCGGCUUCACCCUUAGUAAGCGGUGACAAGCGCAAGCGCAAUCCAGAAACUUCGAAGCAGUCUAACAACUCUCAGUCUGCUCAUCCUAAUUCAGGUACCUCAAGUGAUUCUGCAUGUAUAUCUUCCCCCCUACUUCCUUCUACUAGUUCAGAUCCACCUACCAACAGUAACACAUCACGUAAAACACCUCGUCCAUCGUUACAUACAGCACCUAAUUUACCUCGUGUUCCACAUACUCCCACAAGUAAAUCUCAACCUGUUCAACAAAGUAGUACUCUCAAUUAUUUAUCCUCCAGUUCAGUAUGUACUGCAAAUCCAGCUUCUGUAAGUGUUGUUGGUUCUUCAUCUGGAUUAAUUAAAGGCUAUAAGAUCCCUAAAAAGAAAAGUACAACCACUGGCUGUUUACCAAGUGUACCUUUAUCGGACGCAAGUGGGGACAAGUCGAUUGGAAUGCUGUCUACCACACUUCAGCAAAUACAAGAAAGCGUUUCAUCCUACAGGGAUACACCAGAUUCUCAAUCUCCAGAAAAAUCUGACGAAUCCAGUCUAACUAUUGUUGAAAAUAUGUAUCCAAGUUCUAACGAUCCUAAUCUAGAGGGCGUAGAUCCAAUAAAUGCAGUUGUGUACAAUGCAAAUAUCAAUGAUGCAGCAAAUAAUACUGAUGACAAUUCUUCAAUCCCGUCCGAUUCAGUUUCGGGCUUUACGGCCCCUAAUACUGAGAGCUGUUCACAAUCCAUCCUUCAUCCAAUUUCACUGCAGUCCAAUUCGUCCGUUUCAGGACAAUGUUCGCAAUCGUCACAACAGCAGUUUCCCCGUAAAUCUUCAGUGAAAAGUAUCAGUGAUAUUGUUGAUAAAUUACGGGCAAAAUCUACGACUAGCAUAACUUCAUCUACUUCAACAAUUAUCAGUGAUUCAUCGAAUGUCGGAAGUUCUGACACAACAGCGAUCACUUCAUAUGAAGUUAAAGAUUCUACAAUAAAUUCAAUGCUCUCUGAUAAUCCAAGCUACCAAUGGAGAGACAAUAUCUUCGAGAAAUUUUGUCCAAGUGGGACACCGACACCGCACCAAACAGAAAAUGGUCCGAACAAUAUAUGUAGAUCAGAUUCUGAAGUGGAUUUGAGCACAUCAAUUGAACAUAGUGAAGAAUCUGUAUGGACUAGUGGAAAUAAAGAACCAGUGUAUGAUAAAGAUGAAAGAAAUAUAUCCUCAAGUAAUUUAAAUGCUCCAAUGAUUCAUUCGAAUACUCAGUCUAUCUCAGAUUCAGAGGGGAAACAAGGCAAACAACAAUUUGAGUGUAUUAAAGCUAAUACUGAUACACCAGCAUCACCUACUGAAUUGUUAACCACGGUGCCCACAUCUAAUUCAAAUAUGUCAAGUAAGAUUAUCCCUAUAUCUCCUACAAGUAUGAAGUGUCUCAACUCCACUGGUUCAAUAUCGGGUUCUAAUAUGAAGCCCAACAUAGUACGACAUAGCUCUUUACGUUUCGAAAAGAAAACUGGAUCUGGGCGUUAUUCUCGAUUAGGGGGAGGUGUAAAUGGAAUGAUGAUGCAUGGGGGUCUUGUUCAACGUAGCAAUUCUGAUAAUUACAGUCAUUCUAGCGGUUUACAUGGUCAUUCAAAUCGUCUCCCACGUGGUGGAAUGAAUAAUCCGGAAUACUGGCACAAAAACAAACGUCAUAAUAAAGCACCAAAUUUUAAACCACCAUCGAAUUGGGUCCGAUGA